GACGGAGCGCAAUGACACUUCAUUCUGCCGCUCAAGCCGGUGCAUGGCCACACCAGCGCGCAAGAGGGAGAGGAGGGAAUCCCCGAGUGUCGCCUCUCUCCUGAGCGGGACUCGCAUCCAGACAUAGUUGAACAAGACCAGUCGGAUGCUCGCCAGUUUACAAGCAAGCAUGGCUUGGACUUAAGUUUAAUACAAGGACAGGUCACGACGGACUAUACAGACUGGAUACCUAUUCGCUCUCGACACCCUUUUUAUUUUAGGAAAUCGCACUGGGGGACAAAAAAAAACAAGUUUCCAUUCAUGAGGUGUGUUUGGGUGAAGCUGUUCUCAUCGUGUUCGUCUCCGAUGCCCUUGACUUCUGAAUAUUAUUCUUCAUUGGAGCGCAGGCUACUAAUAGCCCACCUGAAACCCUAACGAGGAUUUACCAGCUCUUGUACCGUUGCAGGCAACCAUCAGUGAUCUCGACAUGGCACUGAGCGGGACGCUUUUGCCAUCCAUAUCCACAUUCGCCAGCGGUGCAGCUGUCAGGAACAAACCGCCGGGAUCGCCCAGUAUACGCUGGAAAGAGGAGCUGUCCCACUUGAAGAGACCCGGUCCGCUGACAACAGGUGGGAGCAGCCACCACCCCGGCGUCCCCGACCUGGACUUUCCUCCAGGGAUGGCCAAGAAAGAGCCCGAAGACUUAGACUUGCUGGAUUACGACUUCAUACUGUCGAACACUAUGCUCCAGCAGCAACAACAGCAACAGCAGCAGCAGCAGCAGCAGCAGCAGCAGCAGCAGGAGACCAUGUCAAGUGUGUCCAGAACAAUGUCCUCCUCCCCUGGAUACGCUUCCUACCAGCUCCCCUCUCCGCAGGGCUCCGCUGGCGACCUGUUAUACAUUCCAGAUAUCACGGACGUGUCCCCCUCCGGGGGGUUCGUGGCGGAGCUGAUGAGGCCGGAGCUGGACCCUGCCUACCUGCAGCCGAGCCCAAGCCUCCAUGGCAAGUUUGUGGUCAAGACCACCAUGGACCUCGGAGACUAUAGCCAGAGCGUCAGUGUCAGUAAAGCCGGUGGUGGUGGUGGUGGCGGAGCCAUCUCGGACCCUUCUUCGCUGGCCUUCGUCACCCACCACAUCAAGCAGGAGAGCCCUAGCACCUGCACCAUCAGCCGGCCCAUAGACCUCCACUUGGGGGGCAACUCCUCCAGGCACGGGCCCAGCCAAAGAGGGCCACCGCCACCGGGAGGACUGGACUCUCCUCACGCGUUCCCCCCUCCUCCGGGAGCUCACCCCAUGGGGCCCAGGGGCUCCACCUCGUCCCUGUCCCCGGAUGAGCACCACCCCUCUUCUCAGGUCCUGGGUCGGCAGCAGCCACUGCCCCUGCCCCAGGGAUACCACUCAUCUCUGGGCUUCUCGCCGUUCCCUCAGCCCCCGUCUCUGCAGUACCAAGAGCUCAUGUCUCCAUCAGAGUGUUUACCUGAGGAGCCAAAGCCCAAGCGUGGCCGCCGCUCGUGGCCCCGGAAGAGGAUAGCCACACACACCUGUGACUAUGCCGGCUGCGGAAAAACAUACACUAAGAGCUCACAUCUCAAAGCACAUCACCGGACACAUACUGGAGAGAAGCCUUAUCACUGUGACUGGGAGGGCUGUGGUUGGAAGUUUGCUCGCUCCGACGAGCUGACGAGACACUACAGGAAGCACACGGGCCACCGGCCCUUCCAGUGUCAGAAAUGUGACCGAGCCUUCUCGCGCUCCGACCACCUUGCACUGCACAUGAAGAGACACUUAUGAUAACUUCACUGGAAAACGACAGUUUGUUCAUUUCAAACUUUUCACAAAAGACUGCAAAAUCGAAAACAAAAAAAGCAAGAAAGAAAGGCAAAAUCGCGUGACUGCCGUAUGGACUUUGCAUGCAUUGCCUUUCUGAUGCGCUCUCAUUAAAAAAAAAGAAAACGACCCGACAAGCUGUGUUCAUCCACGGCUAACAGUGGCCCAGGAAGGGGCUGGCCAGAAUAGAUGUAUUUUUUUAAAUGAUGUGUUUAUGUUGUUGUCUUCCAUUUGGCUGUUCAUACUUGGAGACCCUUUAUAUGUGUUGGGAUGGAACUGGAAUUCAACGCUUUUACAAUAUUGACAAAACUUGGAGGAGCCAGGUGCCAAAGUAUGACUGGAAUAUAUCGUGAAUAUCAGGGAUGUUGACAACCAGACAAAAUGAUGUAAAUCAGAGGCCUUUUUAUGAAAAAAAAGAAAGAGACAUUCCAUUUGUUUUUACAAAAACACACACUGUUCAUCCUACUGUCUAAUAAAUCUAUUUUUAUAUUAAUUCUGCAAAAUCAUUAAUUUCAGGUACAGACAUGUUUAGUAACUGUCAAAGGAUGGUGCUUCUUGACUGAACAGUGUUUUUUUUAUUAUUUGUAAAGGUACCAAAGAGGAAAACGGAUUUGACAAACAAAAAAAGUCAAAGUGCCAUGUAAUUGAUAAUCUGUGCAUUUCCUGGGUUUGAUGUCCUAUUUUUCACAUCUCGUCUCUAAUCAGGUUAACAGAAGGCGCCUGAAUGAUAAUGGCAACUUUAGCUGCACUGUGGCUGAAAAGUGCAAUACUUUGACAAAUAUAUGACAUGCCUAUUUUUGUAAUAAAAUUAAAUAAAACAUACAAACAAAACAAUAAUUGUAUAAAUAAAUGUUCAAUAAAUAAAUGAAUGAAUGACAUACAAUGUUAAAAAUAAGAAUAACAGCUCUGAACAAAAGUGUCAUAGGCAAAUAAUGUAAUAUAAUACUCAGUUUUGUAUAUUUGUUAAUAUUUUGUAAAGGUUUUGUAUUUUAUGUAUUCAGUCCUCUGUAAACAGGAAUAAACAUUGAGGCUUAUGGAGACAUU
This is a messenger RNA of Engraulis encrasicolus (European anchovy), 2851 nucleotides long. It is a transcript of the gene klf4, whose product is annotated as Kruppel like factor 4. Bases 467 to 1771 code for a protein of 434 amino acids. Gene Ontology annotation, molecular function: RNA polymerase II cis-regulatory region sequence-specific DNA binding; DNA-binding transcription factor activity, RNA polymerase II-specific. NCBI's taxonomy places the organism in Eukaryota, Metazoa, Chordata, Actinopteri, Clupeiformes, Engraulidae. The transcript is spliced from 4 exons. The record is from RefSeq and is a predicted model, not a curated record. Gene Ontology annotation, biological process: regulation of transcription by RNA polymerase II.